AUGAACAACCAUUUUGUAGAUAGGAAAUACUCUGCAUCACUUGCAAGACAAAAGAGGAAGCAUGUUCUUGAUAAAAGAAGAUUUAAGAAGAAUAGAGUUAAUGAAAAUUCAACUGAGCACAACCAUGACCUAAAUAAUUCAAGUUAUAUAAGCAGACAUCAUACAAGACAGCCACUGUCUGAUAUCAGUUCUGUUUUUGUCAAUGGCCAUGGAGAUGUUUCUGCACGAACAGAGUGCGUAAUGCUUAAUUCCCAACAAAGGAGAAGGAGUGUUGGUUUUAACCAGUGCACAACCCCAACACCUGCAUCUUCCCCCAGCUUCUCAUGCAUUUCUACUGAUACAAUUUCUCCCAAACAAAUUUCUGCUUCAGCACGUCAAAGAAGGAGGUCAAUAAUGAAGCGUAAGAGUCCCCAAAACAACAGCCAUCGUGGUCAUCUGCAGAUCAAACUCGCUGAUAGAAUGCCCUUUUGUUCCCCUUUACCGUUUGAUGCUAACACACCUCUGAGUGGCGUUACCUCCUCAUCAAGUAUUAAAUGCAAAAAUAAUUCAUAUGGACUACCGACUUCCUAUGCAUCUUCAUCCAACAAACAUCUUGAUCCAAAUCUAAUUCGUCCAACGACUGCAAAUCUAUUAAAAACCUUUUCAAGUGUUACAGAAACGACGUCAACUUCCCUUAAUACCAAUCUGUUCAGAAGUGCUGACUCAGUGAACCCAGUUCAACAAUCAGUUGCAGACUAUUCAUCCGAUGAAUCUUUAACUGAUAGUUCGUGUGAAUUCAUAAAUGAAGAUCCGGAUUAUGAUACAAGUUCAAGUCUGGACAACGACGAAGAUCAUUCUGCAAAUGUCCCAACAAUUGAUUGCACAAAUGCUGGUUCGACAAAUAAGGUUUUACUUAUAGGCUUGAGAAGGAGAGGGGGUGAUUCCAAAGAAAAUUGGGUUGAAAAUCUACUGCACAUCAUAUGUGCAUGUCAUACCACCCUACAUUCUUCAAUGAAAGAGACCAUUUUUCGACUUACCUAUGGAUCUAAAGUGGUAAUUCCCAUAGAAAUGGGAUACUUAGCUAGAAGACUUCCCAACGAACCACCUGAGAGAUCAACAAAGUGGAAUAUAGAGAAGAUAUUAAUGCCUCAGGUGAAAAUUAACACUCAAUUUGAUAGGACCAUACAAAGUCAUUGCAGUCUAGGAAAAAGGGCUUACACUUUGGAAACCCUCACCAGAGAUACAAUACCACACUUUCAGAAUGUGGUGAAGCAUAAAGUAUUUUACAAUUAA
Messenger RNA from Vicia faba (fava bean), 1272 nucleotides. NCBI's taxonomy places the organism in Eukaryota, Viridiplantae, Streptophyta, Magnoliopsida, Fabales, Fabaceae. The record is from the annotation of a GenBank genome assembly.